AUGUGUUUCCCCUCGAUCGCAUGGAUUCCCAAGUGUCGCUCACGACUCCAUUUGCAGAUACAGUUAACGAAUCGUGAAUGUACGGUUGGUUGUCUCUCGAAACGAAGGAAGCAAACAGAAGCGAGACCAAAUCACGAAUGGACUUGUGACGAUGUCAAUCGCUCGAUUUGCACUGAGCGACGCUCGGCUUUCGUCGCUUUUGGACGUCCCAUUCGCAAUCUGCCACUCUGGAGUCAGCACACACUCGUGACCGGUGUGACGACAAAGGUUCGCACUUUGCCUAACUUAUACCGCCCGCAACCUCGGGCUUUGAAUGGAUACAGAGGUGCGAUGGGCACCACCGUGGCGGUCUGGUUUGUCGCACAGACCUCUAAAUGGCUCAGUAAAAGCAUAAUCGGUGAUCAGAUCCAAGCUCUAUGCUCGUUCGUGAUUGGGUGGAGACGCGCUCGGACACGUCCAAGGUGUGGGGAAACCUGA
Mycosarcoma maydis (corn smut) is the source of this 477-nucleotide messenger RNA. RefSeq lists its product as uncharacterized. The coding region runs from base 1 to 477 and encodes 158 amino acids. The record is from RefSeq and is a predicted model, not a curated record. Lineage: Eukaryota; Fungi; Basidiomycota; Ustilaginomycetes; Ustilaginales. The transcript has a single exon.